UAGAAGACUCUCUUACCAGGCUAAUGUGGCUUCUUGUUGAUAAUCACAUGUGUACAUUGACCUUUGGCCGUUGUUACUGCGCAGAACUCCACCUGCUACUUCUAGAUCCACUCCACUCCGCUCCACUCAACUCUGCACCCUCAGCAUGUCAACCUCCGUGCAGAUGGAACCGGUCCUGGAAAGGAAGUACGGAGGAGUCGGACGCUGCAAGUGUUCUUUCUGGUUCGCAGUAGCCCACGAUAUACUCGGCGUACUCAUCAUGAUGGUGGGGGUCUUCGGAGGCCUGGUCAUCCACGACCUCUUCAUCUACGCCGGUGCCAUUGUCAUCUUCCUCAGCCUCAUCUGGUGGGUGUUCUGGUACUCCGGGAACAUCGACGUACCGCCGGAGGAGCUGGAAGACGACGUGGGAAUGAUGAAACUAAAAAGCAACAAAAGACUGAGCCGUGUCGUGAAGCGAGCGUCCAGCCGACUCUCCAGCGGGAUUCGGAGCUCUUUUGGAAAAAAUGGAAGGUCGCCCAGAGAGGGUGCCCGCAUGGGAAAAACGGCUUCAAAUGCCGAGCAGCUGCAGAACACUGAUGAGUCGCUUUUCACUAUUUAUGACGCUGAUAUUGCAUCUUCAUCCAAACAAUUUGUCCGAGAGACAUUGUCGAUAUGAACGAAAGCUACACUCGUGUUUGUUUGUCUUUGCUUAUGUUUGCUCUGUCAUCACAUUACACAGACACGAGUAAUGAUUAGACAGUGCUGGAAUCCUGUCCAAAGAAGUUCACAUGCUCUUAUCUUGCUGAUAAGAUCAAGAUAAGAACACCUUGCACACUUCACUUUUAACAAACUUGUCCCUAUGAUAAUUAUAUAGGGAAUAUGGAGUUUCAUGUCAAUACACAAACAAUGGAGGGGGUCUCAAACUCAAUUUACCUGGGGGCCACUGGAGCUAGGGUCUGGGCAAGGCUGGGCCGCAUCAGGUUUCCCCCCCCAAAAAAACGCAUUUAUUAAAAACAGAAAAAUAUACAAACUUUUUCACUGCUUUGGUUCCGAUUUUCUACAAUAAAAGCUCUGAUAAAACA
This is a messenger RNA of Doryrhamphus excisus (bluestripe pipefish), 1061 nucleotides long. Its product is annotated as transmembrane protein 238-like. Lineage: Eukaryota; Metazoa; Chordata; Actinopteri; Syngnathiformes; Syngnathidae. The record is from RefSeq and is a predicted model, not a curated record.